AUGAACAAAUUAGACACGUGGUCCAGUGAAACGAUUCGAGUAGUAAUAGGAAUUCUGAAGGCAACCCAAACAUCGAUCCUGGCGCAUAAUGAACCCCCUCACCUCUGGAAAGGUGAGCAGGUGCGUCACAUUUUCCAGAAUACUGAUAAGAUUCACCAGUUACCCAUCCAUGGUGUCCUGCCACAGCCACCAGCACGACGCCGAAAAUCGCGCCACCCAUCAUGGGAAAGAGCGACGCCUCUGAGUUUCGAUGAACAGUGUGCUUUCUCUUUCUCCUACCAUUACACUCAGCAGAUAAACGGAAAAGCAGUGAAGCAGGUAGAAAAUUUCAAGUACCUCGGCGUACAUGGUGAUGAAAUUUGGGAGGAAGGGAUCGAUCAAUGGGUUGGAAUUGCCAGUGGCAUUCUGCGCGAACUAGGCGGAACCACUAUGAAUAACGCAGAGCUGCGUCUGAAGAUUAAACUCUCGGUGUUCACGGCGAUUUUCAUCUCCAAACUUAUCUACGAUCAUGAACUGUAG
Messenger RNA from Soboliphyme baturini, 519 nucleotides. Lineage: Eukaryota; Metazoa; Nematoda; Enoplea; Dioctophymatida; Soboliphymatidae. The record is from the annotation of a GenBank genome assembly.